AAGUAUGUUAAAAUAUUAAAAAACAAAUAACAUGGCGGGUGGAAAAAGAAGAGAAAAUAGAUGUGAUAAGUUACCAAAAGUAGAAAAAAUAAUAAUAUAUAAAUUAAAAAGAAACGAACUAAAAAAAAGUGUAUAGAUUAAAAAGAAUCGGAGAGAGUCCGAUUCUACCACCAUGAACUCUCACUAACUAGGUCAACUCUAAUAUCGAGGGUGAUAACUGAGAUACAUAUACUUUUUUACCGCGCACAAUAUAAAGAGUCAAGAGUAUAGUCGUAUAGAUCGUCUUCCUCGUCAUAUAAACAAAACAUCCCCUCACAAAAUCUCUCGACUGUACUCACUCCACCUUCAGCCAUGGUUUUCGUUUCCUCUUCUCGUCCAAACCCUAACCCUAAAUUUCUCGAACUUUCACCGUCAACCGCAUCAACAAAACGCAAACGCGAGAAAAGAAGGAGAAAGAGGAACAAAAACAAGGACAAAAACAACAAAAUCCCUAAUUGGUUAGAGAUUCCAGAGGAUGUUUGGCUCUUAAUUCUCUCCAAAUUAAACACAUUUCACAUAAUCGAAAAUGUUCAGAAAGUUUGCAUGUUAUUUCGUAAGAUCUGUAAACAACCUUCCAUGUUCACCACCAUUAACAUGAUUGUUCCAGAUACUUGCGUGAAAUUCCCCAAUAAUGUUAUGAAUGCCAUCACUCGAUUUGCUGUUGAUCGCAGUUCUGGGUGUUUGCUAGAUAUUUAUGUCGAGUAUUAUUGUGAUGAUCAUACCCUCAUGUAUAUUGUUGAAAGAUCAAAGAAUCUGAAGCAUCUCCGACUUGGUCACGAAAUUGCCAUUUCUGACGAGGCUCUGAUCAAAGCUGUCGAAUAUCUCCCAGUGCUCGAGGAGGUGGAACUAAUUAUCUGUUUCUUUGAGGUAGAAACUAUUGAAACGAUUGGCCGCAUCUGUCCUACACUGAAAUCCUUCAGCCUAAAUGAUGUUGGGUCCAGAGACUAUGAGUUAAAUUGCAAUGAGGAAGCCCUUGCCAUUAGUAGAAGCAUGCCUAAAUUGCGUCAUCUUCAACUGAUUGGUAAUCCAAUGACGUAUUUAGGCUUGAAAGCAAUCCUUGAUGGGUGUCCUCUUCUUGAAUCUCUUGACUUACGUGCAUGUUUUCACCUUAAUUUAUCCGAGGAUAUGGUUAAAAAAUGUGAAACCAUCAAGAUUUUGAGAAAACCUUACGACUCUACUGCAGAUUAUGGCCAUGAAGCUUGUUCUGAAAGUGAAGACCAAUUUGAUACCUACCUAAGUUCCCUUGAGCCUGUUAGUUCUGAUGAUGGACUCCCUGAGCAUCACAACGAGAGUUUGGAUGAGUCGCCACCUAAUUGCUUUUCACAUGUGCAGUUGGACCAAGAAUUCUCUGAUUAACAGUUCAACCUUUGGGGGUCCUGCUGGAUUGACGAUUGUGUUUUUGCUCGUUUGUUUCAUAUUCAUAUUUGCCUGGUUGCAUCGUGAUGACAUUGCAGCACUUUUUUGGCCUUGCUGAAUCCGUAUUCUGCAACCGGUUUCCGUGUUUGAUCUCAGGGGUUGAUUUUGCAUUGCUUGCAUAUUUGUAUCAAAUGUUACUCUAAUGAUCUAACUUCUAAGUACACGCAGCAGGAGACACGGUAAAUGAUAUAUUUCUUGCUCGGCCCAACUCUUGCAACUCCGGACCAUUCUACAAUCACUAUUAUGGUCUGUUCUCCCCAACUUAUUCUCAGUUCAGUUGCAAUCAGUUCAGCUCCAAACUAUUAUUUUUAUUAGUUAUAAUUUAAUUCAUUUUAGUUCAGUUCAACUCCAAUUAUCAUUUCUAUUAAUUAUAAUUUAAUUCAUUUCAGUUCA
Beta vulgaris subsp. vulgaris (sugar beet) is the source of this 1848-nucleotide messenger RNA. Its product is annotated as putative F-box/LRR-repeat protein 23. Gene Ontology annotation, molecular function: protein binding. The transcript has 2 exons. Lineage: Eukaryota; Viridiplantae; Streptophyta; Magnoliopsida; Caryophyllales; Amaranthaceae. The record is from RefSeq and is a predicted model, not a curated record. Bases 352 to 1395 code for a protein of 347 amino acids.